CUCGCCCAGAUGGAAGCAGCAUACACCUCCCUCCUCUUCCAUCAUACAAAAUUCAACUCCUACCAUGCCUCCCGGUUUGCAAAAGACGGGCUCGAGCAUCCGCGCAUUGUCACUCUCAAAGGGGACCACACUGUUGGACUCCCGAUCAUGAGAUCGCUGAACGAGGUAUACCGGCAGGUGACGGUUAUU
Molecule: messenger RNA, 189 nt
Organism: Dacryopinax primogenitus
Lineage: Eukaryota; Fungi; Basidiomycota; Dacrymycetes; Dacrymycetales; Dacrymycetaceae
Exons: 1
Source: RefSeq, a predicted model, not a curated record